Messenger RNA from Cicer arietinum (chickpea), 878 nucleotides. RefSeq lists its product as uncharacterized. The record is from RefSeq and is a predicted model, not a curated record. NCBI's taxonomy places the organism in Eukaryota, Viridiplantae, Streptophyta, Magnoliopsida, Fabales, Fabaceae. Gene Ontology annotation, cellular component: chloroplast thylakoid membrane.
AUUCGAAUACAAGAUUUACUACAGGGUAGACUAAACAUAGUUGGUAUAACUAAAUAUUUAAAUCUUGUAAAAAAACACCACAUAUAUAAGGUAAAUUAAAAUGUGAAUCCCUUUGAAGGUUGGAGAAGUUGUAACUGAAGGUGUGGUUGGGCCACGUCAUCAUACGAUAAAGAAAAGAGGCGAUGAUGGCCACUGCAUUUGCAUCAUCAUCUCCACAAUUCGCAACCUUUCUUUCAACGUCUUCUCCUUCUUCUACUCUUCACUUCCACACACUCUUUAACCCUCUUCCAACAACUUCAUCUUUUUCCCCCAUUAUCAUUACCACAUCCAAAAAAUCCAUCCAUUUUCAAACAAACUUCAAACCUGUUGCUGCUGCUGCUUCACCUAUCCAAGAUGCCGCUGUUGUUGAUGCUGCCGACCAAUUUGUCUCUACUACCGAUGAUGGGGUCUCCGUGAUUGUAUCAGCUCUUUUCUUCGUUGCUUUCAUUGGCCUAUCUGUUAUCACUCUUGGGGUUAUCUAUUUAGCAGUAACAGAUUUCUUGACAAAGAGAGAGAAGGAUAAGUUUGAGAAAGAAGAAGCAGCUAAGAGCGGAAAGAAGAAAAAGAACAAGAAAGUGGUAAGGGCAGGGCCUAGAGGAUUUGGUCAAAAGAUUGUUGAAACAAAGGAUGUUGAUUGAUUUAAGUCACCCCUUAUGCAUUCAUAUCACUAUUAUUUUUACCAAAUUGUGUGUAGUCAUCACAAUGAAGAUCAAGGGAAUUAGCGUUUCACCAAAUGUUGAAUCACAUCUAAGAGUUUAUUGGAAUUGACAUGUCCUUGUUCUUGUAUCUUUUUGAAUUUUAUUUGAUGAAUCACGAAUGCCCUAGACCCCAUAUGCUUA